Messenger RNA from Panicum hallii, 1665 nucleotides. RefSeq names its product histone-lysine N-methyltransferase ASHR2. Gene Ontology annotation, molecular function: protein binding. The coding region runs from base 39 to 1247 and encodes 402 amino acids. The transcript is spliced from 2 exons. The record is from RefSeq and is a predicted model, not a curated record. Lineage: Eukaryota; Viridiplantae; Streptophyta; Magnoliopsida; Poales; Poaceae.
AACGCCCCGCAAAACCUCCUCCCCUCACCGCCGCCGCCAUGGCGAGUGCGCCGCAAAACCCCACCACGGCAGCCGCCGCCGGCGACGCCCUCCGCGUGGCCGACCUCCCCGGCCGCGGGCGCGGCCUCGUCGCCGCCCGCAGCGUCCGCGAGGGCGAGGUGCUCCUCUCCGAGCCGGCGCUGCUCCUCUACCCGUCCACCCUCGCCUCCCUCCGCGCCUACUGCGCCGCCUGCUUCCGCGCCCUCCCCGCCGCCGCCGCGGUCCCCUGCGCCUCCUGCCGCGCCGCGGCCUUCUGCUCCCCGGCCUGCGCCGCCGCCGCGCACCCGCGCGUCCUCUGCGCCGCGCUCUCCCACGGCGGCGGCGCCGGCCUCGCCGCAGCCGCCCCCACCGAGGCGGUCCAGGAGCCGCUCCUCUUCCUCCUCGCGGCCUACUCCCUCCCGGACCCCGCCCUGCGCGCCGUCCUCUCCCUCUCCUCGGCGCCGCCCCCGCCCCCGGGCGCGCAGGACGCCGCGGGCCUCCACGCCGCGGUGGCGGCGCUGGCGCCGCCGCACCUGCUUCCCGCUGGCUUCUCGCCGGACCUCACGGCGGCGCUCCUCGCCAAGGACCGGGGCAACAGCUUCGCCAUCAUGGAGCCGUACCGCCCCGGGAUGUCGCUCGAGCUCCUGAAGGCGCGCGCCUACGCGGUGUACCCGCGGGCGUCGCUGUUCAACCAUGACUGUCUGCCCAACGCGUGCCAUUUCGAUUAUCCCGACAGGCCGGGGCCGGGGAACACCGACAUUGUGGUGCGUGCGCUGCAUGAUAUGUCAGAGGGGAGGGAGGUCUGUAUCAGCUACUUCGCGGCCAAUUGGAGGUACGCAGACAGGCAGCGCAGGCUGCUUGAGGAUUAUGGAUUCCGGUGCGAGUGUGAUCGGUGUCAGGUGGAGAGCCGGUGGAAGGAUGAUGAUGAUGAUAACAAUGGAGAUGAUGGGGAUGACGCCAUGGAGGAGGAGGAGGAUGGUGGAGAUGGAGGUGAUGAUGGGAUGGAGGAGGAGGGGGAUGGUGAUGCUGAUGGCGAUGAUGAUUUCCCUCAUGCCUACUUCUUUGUGAGGUACUUGUGUGACAGUGAGGGUUGCUGGGGAAUGCUUGCUCCGUUGCCACCCUCACCUAAUGGCGAGCUGUCCCAUGUGUUUGAAUGCAAUCUCUGUGGGAAGCUGAGGAAGGAAGAGGACGCCAUGCCUGAUGAGGGCGGUUCUGGCAUGGUCCAUUAGGAUGAGUUAAGCAUACUGAUCUGAUCUCUGCUUCUUUUGAUGGAACACUUGGCGAAGGACUUCUUCUUGGCGACCCCCUCUUCUUGAGCUGGUUAGCAGACAAAAGAAUGGGUUCGAUCUUCGAUUCACCUGAAGGCAGGAACUUGUAUGGUUGCUCAUGGAAUACCAUAUUGCAGGCGGUCCUUGUGCUGUGUUUGAAAAUCCUAUUUGGGCUGUACAAUUUUAUUGUAUACCUUGACUUUUUCCCCCUUGGUGAUUCGAAUCUGGAAAGCUCAUGUACUUAAGGGUGAUGAUGACUCUAGUUUCAGCAUUACAGUGUGCUAGAAAUUAGUUUUUCCACAUUGUGGUUGCUUCCGUCAUCUCGUUGCAUUUCGUGUCUACUGAAUGGAAUCGAGCAUAGCUCGGCCUGUGUUUUCAA